UUUCAGCGUCCGUCCACAGACAACGCUAACGCUGCCAAAAACGCGCGCUUGGUUCUCUUCAAGCGCAUUAAAAACAACUUUAUUUUAUAACUCAGCAUAUCACCUGUAACGUAUCCUCGUAAAGUUCGGAAUACGCUCUGACGCCGAGAAACACUUCCUGAAAGUUUUCUGCUUCCAGAGAGAAAAAGAAAGAUGUCAAAACGUGACACUUUGGUGGAAGAAGGACUGCGAUCAGAGCUGAUGCUCAAGGCUCACCUCAAGGCUUUGAGAAUGGCCCUUCAGCAGCAGCUGCAGGAGACAAGGAGGAGGCAGACAGAAGAGCUCGAUGAAAGGAUUCAUCGGAACACUCUCCUGUCAACAGACACAAAUUAUAAAUUUGCAGAAAGGAGAUCCACGCCUGCAUCUGCUCUUAUUUCAUACGAAAAGGCCUCCCACUAUCCCUCACAGAGGCCUAAUGUGUUUUCUCAUUCCUUGGUACCUUCAUUAAACCCAAAGCACCGUUCUGUCAGCACUCAGCAGUGUGAAAAGUGUGCUCCGUCUAAAACAACACAGCAGAAGAAGGAAGAGGAGGCCGAGGCUGAGUGCAGGAAGAAGUUCAGCGCUGCCCCCGUCCCCAGCUGUGUAACUCAGCCCGUUUACCGGGAGAUGAUGGAGCUCAGAGAGAAGGAGAGGAAACGGGGCCAUGAGCAGAGAAAGCUGUUGCUGCUCUCCAGUCAGAAACCUUUCAGCUUUGAGCAGAGAGACCAGAAAACAAGGGAGAAGAUGUCAGCAAAAUUAAACCAAGGCUCAGAGGAUCCAAAAAACAGUUUUCGUGUUCAGAAAACCUCUCACAUACACUUGAAGGGUUCAAAAGAGCAGAAAGAUCUGCAGGAACUUUGCAGAAACCUCCAGACACAAAUAGCUUCAAAACAACACGCUCCGUCUCAGGCCGGCUGCCUGAAACUUCGCAUCGCCGAUCACACCAAGGAAAAAAAGCUGGGUUUCUUGGAUGAGCAGCCGAGCUUCAAGCCAAAAAUCAUCCCUCAGGUCCCAGAUUUUAAAAGGCUGCACAGGGCUUUGCAGAGGGAAGCGCUGGAGAAAAAGCAGAGUCGAGAUGUGACAAGGUGUCAGCCCUUCGUCCUCAAGACAUCAGCUCUACCUGCAAGGAAAAGUAUGGAGAGCCCAGAAACCCCACAGGUAUCUAAAAUUAAUAAUCUCAGUAGGAGCAAGUCACUUGGAGCCCUGACACUGAUAUCUAGAGACACUCUUCCCACCUAUAUCACAGAUGCUGCACGGCAGCGCUGUGCAGCGAUCAGAAAAUCAAUAGAGGUGAGGGAAAGUAAAAAUCAAGAGAGUGCAGAGUGGUUAAAGAGCCACCAGAUGAGAUCCCAAGCGAUGAAGAGGACUGUAGCUCUUCACGCAAAGCUGCUGGACCCCCACAGUAGCCUGAAAGACGUGUGUAAGGAAAAUCUACAGCGCCAUCGAGAAGCUGAUCUGGAAAAAGUGAGAAAUUACAUGAGAGAAUUACGAGACAUGAAGGCCCGAGUUACUGAGAGACCGUACUUGUUUGAGCAGGUGAAACAGAACGCGAAGGCCCAAGCAGAGCAGACAUACAGGAGAAAGCUGCAGAAAGUCGGGAUUAAAGAGCAGUUUGUUGAAGAAACUGGAGAAUCAUUCAGAUACGAUUAUGCUGAUACCUCUACGAGUAGCCACGGCUCUGAAAAGGAAAUUCAAAGCAGGGAGGAAAAUGUAGACGACGGAGAGAAAAUUGAAGAUGUGGAAGAGAAGAGCGUGAAGUCCAAAGCGGAAGAAAUGCCAUGAUCAAAAAGGUUCAGGAAGAGCUGAGUUCUUGUGGUCUCUCCACUAGAAAACAACACUGUCUUUAAAAAAUGAUCCAUAUCACGGCGAACACCAGGGACCUGAUUGUUUAAGAUGUACAACUAUAAAUUAUGAACACACAAAUCAUGUGGACUUUACCCUCCUCAAAUAUUUAGAUCUGAAUGAAAAUAAAGUUUCAUACAUCCUUACCUGCCUUUGAGUAUAUAAUGUGUUACAAAGCCGACUUUCUCAGACGUAAAACACAUGUAUUGUUUUGUUUCUUUAGAUCUUUUUAGCUUUUCUUUUUGUUUUAUGAAUUGAGUCUUCACCGAUUAACCCAUGAAAUGCAUCUAAAAGUUAUUUCCAUUCACACAUAAACUAAAUACCUUUCUGGAAGAUUCUGCAGCCGGCAGAUUCAUCGGGCUGACUCAUCGGGCUCUCAGGAUGGGGUAGAAAAAGAGCAUCUUCCAAAGGCUCAGGGACAGAUUUACUAUCAAGGGUAAUUUAGCAUCUGGUCGCAAAUCGUAAAUAGCGCCUGUGGGAGUGUCUCGUCCAAAACUGAAGUGUUCUGCAAACAAAAACAUCAGCAUCCCAAUUCAGUAGUGAUUAAAGUCAUCUAACAGCAGCAGUGAGAAUUAACGCGAAGCCGCAGAAAAGCAGAUUUAUUUAUAAUCAGAAGCCACCGAAUUGACCAAAGCAGCAGAAUAGGCUUUUAAUGAUGUCUUUGAGCUGCUCUUUUUUAAAGGGGUAUGUUUAGACAAUAGGCAAUAUUCACUGACUUAGAGACAUGAAUUUGGUGCACAAAUUUGUUCCUUAUUGUGGAUUUUGUCAAAACCAUGCAGGUGGAAAAUUAUACAUACAGCUUCACAUAUUUACCUGCAGCUCCUUAGGAAGCAUUUUUAUUUUUAUUUU
Fundulus heteroclitus (mummichog) is the source of this 2709-nucleotide messenger RNA. RefSeq names its product FAM161 centrosomal protein B (gene fam161b). The record is from RefSeq and is a predicted model, not a curated record. Gene Ontology annotation, biological process: cilium organization. NCBI's taxonomy places the organism in Eukaryota, Metazoa, Chordata, Actinopteri, Cyprinodontiformes, Fundulidae. The coding region runs from base 193 to 1800 and encodes 535 amino acids. Gene Ontology annotation, cellular component: cilium. The transcript is spliced from 9 exons.